AUGUUCAUAUUCUCACAUGUGGGUCUGACGGGUUGUGUAGUUGGUUACAGUAUUUUAGGCGGCUGGAUCUUCAAAGGAAUCGAAGCCCCAUACGAACGGGAGCUUCGGCGACAGGCUGGUGAAAUACGAGAGAAAUACACUCUCAAGAUCGUCAAAGUCUCCGAGGAAGCACUGCGUGAUGGUCAAAACCUAAGCAACGCCAGUGCUGACCUGGUACAGGAAUUUGAGGAAGAGAUUGUCCGUUUUACUGAUGCCACAGGAUGGGACGGGUCGGAAGAGGAAGAGGAAGUGAAAUGGUCUUAUUCUGGGGCGUUGCUCUAUUCUGUUACAGUCAUCACUACUAUAGGUUAUGGUCACAUUGCUCCCAAGACAAAAUGGGGCCGGAUAAUAACCAUGAUUUACGCCAUCUUCGGGAUACCAUUAACCAUCCUUUGUCUGUCCAUUAUUGGCUCAUCCAUGGCCAGCGUGUUCAAAUUCGUGUAUAAAAACAUUUGCCUCGGAUGUUACCGGCAGUGUCGGCGUUUCAGGGCUUAUCUCGAUUCGGAUGAAGGAAUACCGUUAGAUGCAGCGACGGCUGCAGCAGCUGCUGUUCCGAAUGUCUUAGUUGCAGCCGGUGUGGCCGCUGCGGCCGAGGAAGCAAACAUCGCCGCUAAAACUGGGCUUCCAUCUGAAAAACAGACAGUCGAUCUACAAAAGGGGCAAGAAAUAUGGGCGGUACACAGAACUUGGCCAAACGGUGGCGAUUACCGAAGAAACAGUAGUUAUAUGCGAUCGAUCCCGGGCAGGGGCGACGAGGAAUGCCUUGAAAGAGCUUACUUGGCGGCAAUCGGAAAUAAUGAAGAUGAAGAAAUCGGGACGAGAGAGCAAAAUGAAGAAUGCGAUGUUGUGAACUCACCAAGCGAAAUCGAACUUGAAGAUAGCAUUUGUGAAAAAAGAAAUGGCGAUGUCGUAAGAGUGCCAGUAUUUGUUAGUCUUUUAGUGUUUGCUGCUUAUAUAUUUCUUGGUGCUGUUCUUUUUUCUUUGUGGGAAAAAGACUGGGAUUAUUUGGUUGGCUCGUAUUUUUGUUUCAUUACUCUUAGCACAAUAGGAUUCGGAGACGUGGUACCCGGCUCUACAGGAGAUUCCUGGGCAAGCGCCAAAAAGCAGGCACUCUGCUCCAUUUAUCUCCUCUUUGGAAUGGCUAUGACAGUUAUGUGUAUCAAACUUAUGCAGCAAGAGGUGAGGUCAAUAUUCACAAAUUUGGGCCGUAAAAUUGGACUUAUUGAAACGGAGGAUGAGGAAAUAAAAAGAAAGAGAAAGGAAAUAAAACUCAAAGAAGUCAAAGAAAACGUGUCAGAAACUCAGAAUUAUGACAAAACAAGCGACACUGUUGUAAGCCUACAAUAG
Acanthosepion pharaonis is the source of this 1386-nucleotide messenger RNA. The record is from the annotation of a GenBank genome assembly. Lineage: Eukaryota; Metazoa; Mollusca; Cephalopoda; Sepiida; Sepiidae.